Messenger RNA from Hordeum vulgare subsp. vulgare (domesticated barley), 1688 nucleotides. RefSeq names its product probable transcription factor KAN2. Gene Ontology annotation, cellular component: nucleus. Bases 393 to 1379 code for a protein of 328 amino acids. Gene Ontology annotation, molecular function: transcription cis-regulatory region binding. Gene Ontology annotation, biological process: regulation of DNA-templated transcription; abaxial cell fate specification. NCBI's taxonomy places the organism in Eukaryota, Viridiplantae, Streptophyta, Magnoliopsida, Poales, Poaceae. The transcript is spliced from 6 exons. The record is from RefSeq and is a predicted model, not a curated record.
AGCCAUUUCCCAGGCACCUACUAGUAUUCACCCAUUCAUUUCGAUGUGCAGCACACACCCACCCACACACACACACUAUAUACACUAGUCUCACUCGUCACACAUCUCACCCACCCCACCCUCACCCUCACCAAAUCCUCCUCCUCUCCCUAGCUAGCAAACCUCGCCACCACCACCACCACCACCAAGCAACAACAACAACAAUCAUCCAGCCAUCCGUCACCGGAUCGAGCCAAGAAAGAUCCAACAAGCUUCCCAAUUCAGGAUCAAAGGAAGAAGAAUUUGCUGUCGGUCUCUUCUUCCAUCAAAGAUCCAAGAACACUCACCAAGCUAGCUAGCUUCUUGAUCUCUUGGCCAGCUGCGGUUAGUUGGAGCGAGCAGCGAUCCCGGCCAUGGAGCUGUUCCCCCGGCAGCCGGACCUUGCGCUGCAGAUCAGCACCACCAGCUCCUCCUCCUCGCCGCCGGCCGCGCCGCCGGGCAGCUGGGGGCGCCCACCGGACGCCGCCACCGGGGCCGGCACCAUGGAUCACUUCGGCCACCACCUAGGGUUUCUGCGAGCCGACAACGCCGGCAAAGACGGCACGCCGCCGUCGCCGUGGACGCCGCCGCCGCCUUCGGCCGCGGGCUACUCCAACCACAUCAGCAACCACUACCACCACCGGAUGAACGCCUUGCUCAAGCCGAUAAGAGGGGUCCCAAUCUACCACCACCACCCCUCCUUCCAGCAGCUCCAGCACCAGCACAUGGCCAUGGCCUACCGGAGCAGCGGCGUUAGCGGCGGCGGCGGCUUCCUGUCGUCGAGGUCUAGGUUCCCGCCUGGGCGGCGGAGCGUCAGGGCGCCGAGGAUGCGGUGGACCACUACGCUGCACGCGCGCUUCGUGCACGCCGUCGAGCUCCUGGGAGGCCAUGAGAGAGCCACUCCCAAGUCAGUGCUGGAGCUGAUGGAUGUGAAGGAUCUCACCUUGGCACAUGUCAAGUCUCACUUGCAGAUGUAUCGCACGAUAAAGAGUACCGACAAACCCAUGACUUCACCAGGACAAAAUGAAGGAUUCGAUAAUGGAUCAGCAGGUGAGAUCUCCGACGAGAGCUUGCCAGAGGCCCUCAACACCCACAGGGCCACAGAUCAAAAUGGAACCAGUGCAAAUUCACACAGCAGCAGCAGCUACAACAAUGGUGGUCUGUGGAGCAACUCCUCAAGGGUAGGAUGGCCUGCUUUCGGCACAAAUAGCACCGAAAAUAGAGGACAGUGCCACAAGGAAGCGGAUGCAUCAAAGAGCCUUGAGCUGUCGGCGGAGAUGAACUUGUCGUGCAUCUCCGAUCAAACAUCGAGUCCGCCGGUGCCGAACCUUGAGUUCACCCUAGGGAGGACACACCAUUAAGUAACUAGUUAAACAACAGAUUUCUAGCUAGAUUAAUUAAUUGAUCCAGUGUACUCCGCAACAAUAGCUAGGUCGAGGUAAAGAGAAAGAUGGAUGCAACAUUCUGAUCAAGGCCAAAGGUGAUGAGAUAGAAAGUGAUAAUCAAUCUCCCCUCCAUUAUGUGUGUGUCUGUGUGUGUUGGAGAGAGAGAGAGAGAGAGAGAGAGAGAGAGAGAAAGAUCUAGCUUGCUAGAGAGAGUGAGAGUGAAGUAUCUGAUCUUGUUCUCCAUGAAUGGUAUGCUUUAUGUGUAAAGUGGUCUUAUGUUGUUUA